AUUAACCUGAAGCUGCGGGCGUGCUCCUCAGCCCUACUCUAGCCAAACUUGCGGCUGCGUCACGUCAGUGAGAAACAUCCCAGGAUGCAGCUUAGAAACCUCAGGAGUUGCCAUCGCCGCCCUUUAAAAACUUGAGUCCACCGGGGGGUGAGGGGCCUCUGGAUCUGCUUUCAGCGCUUACCUUUCACCUGCGCACUCCGCUCUCCCUCCCCCCUUUCGUGUUCGCGUCUGUGAAGUCUGGGACCGGGGGCGCUCUGACCCACCUCCCGGGCGACCGGUGGCUCUGCUCGGCCCCCCCGUCUCCGUCCAGCUCUUCUCCCUUCCCCGCUUCCCUUCUUGGUAAGCAGUUCCUCCCCUUCCCCGCUGGCUCUUUCCUUCUUUUUCUUUCUCAUUUUCUCCUCCUCUCUCCUUUCGAGUGUCAGUUUUUGUCUGGGGGGAGGGAAGCGCAUUGGAAGGUUCCCCCUUUUUGGAGCCGCGGUGAUACCAUCCCCACGUCUGCCUGCUCCUUCAUGGCUGGGAGCGAAUGGGACUGGUUUCAGCGGGAGGAGCUGAUCGGACAGAUUAGCGACAUCAGAGUCCAAAAUCUGCAAGUGGAGAGGGAAAAUGUGCAGAAAAGGACUUUCACCCGGUGGAUUAAUUUACACUUGGAAAAGUGUAGCCCUCCUCUGGAAGUUAAAGAUUUGCUGGUUGAUAUUAAAGAUGGCAAAAUUCUGAUGGCAUUAUUGGAAGUGCUAUCUGGACAGAAUCUGCUGCACGAGUACAAGCCCUCGACCCAUCGUAUUUUUCGACUGAACAAUAUUGCAAAAGCCCUUAAGUUUUUGGAGGACAGCAAUGUAAAGCUGGUUAGCAUUGAUGCAUCUGAAAUAGCAGAUGGGAACUCCUCCAUGGUACUGGGCCUGAUAUGGAACAUAAUCCUGUUUUUUCAGAUUAAGGAACUUACAGGCAACCUCAAUAGGAAUUCCUCCUCAUCUAGCCUGUCAUCAGGGCCCAGUGGCCCUGAUUCGGACACGUCUCAUCCCAGCACACCUAAUGUUGAGAGAAACAUGUCUGUUUCAGUGAAGGAUCAGCGAAAAGCAAUCAAGGCUCUUUUAACUUGGGUUCAAAGGAAAACUAGAAAAUAUGGUGUUGCAAUUCAGGACUUUACCAGCAGUUGGAGAAGUGGCCUCGCCUUCUUAGCUGUAAUCAAAGCAAUAGAUUCUAGCUUGGUAGAUAUGAAGCAAGCUUUGGAGAAAUCUCCCAGGGAAAACUUAGAGGAUGCAUUCUGUACUGCACAAGACCAUCUGGGUAUUCCAAGGCUCCUGGAACCAGAAGACAUUAUGGUUGAUUCACCUGAUGAGCAGUCCAUCAUGACUUAUGUGGCACAGUUUUUGGAGCAUUUCCCAGAACUGGAAGGGGAAGAUUUUUCAGAUCUGGACAAGGAAUUUCCAAUUGAAUCUGCUUAUGUCCAUAUCAAAGAGAUACCAGGGGAGGAAAAACAAGAAAAAGUGUUACUCCUGAAUGAAAAUGGGGAACACAUUUCUCACAUAGUAGGAAGCCAAUCACCAUCCCCCCCAAUCGAUGCUCUUGCUUUGCCUCUUCAUGAGGAGAAUCAAAAUUUCCAUACAACAAGUGAAGAACCUAAUGACAGCCUAGAUGAUCAUAUGGAUUCUUCUACAGAACAACCUCAGAGGCCUAGCUCAUUGCCAGUAACAGGUUUUCAGAUGAGUCCGAUUGCUAAUAAUCUUGCCAAUAAUGUAACCCAAUCUGAAGGAAAUCAACUGAAUGUGUCUGAUUCAGUAAAGAGCGAUGACCUCCCAUCAACUGUUCUUACUUACCGCAACGAUUCUGUUGAGCCAGUUGACUCUGAUGAAUUUCACUCAGAUAUGCAGAAACCAUCCAGUGAAACAAAAGAAUCAUCUGAGAGUAAGAUUUGCUCCUUGCCUUGGACUCCCCAUUCAUCUAAAAAUGUACCGGAAGAUCUGACAAAUGAACCUGAGUAUGAAAUUCCAGGUUUUGUAGAACAAGAGACUGCACAGAAAUACAUAUUACAGAUGUUGAACCAGGAAAUAUCUAAGCUUCCAGAAAACGAUGAAUCUGCAGAACAAGCAUCUAACAUCAAGGAAAUCCCAGCUACUAAUCAGGAAAUUGAUGAACAUGACUUUAAAGAUAAUUCAGAGGGAUCUUGUACAUCUGAAUAUUUUUCUCAACCAAUUAGUAAUACUUCCAGAAACCUUAAUAUUGCUAGUGAAGAAGAACCAAUGAUGACACCAAAUUCUUCUAAAAUUUCCAUAAUUCCUCAUGACCUUUUCUAUUUUCCACAUUAUGAUGUCCCCAUAUCAGCAGUGCUGGAUGCCUUUGCUACCUCCACCUCCGAUACAGAUCUUUCCCUUUUAGAAAACAACAAAAUCUGCUCAGAAAUUCUAGUGAAUUGUUUGACUGAAAAUGAGUCCCUUAGCCUAAGCACUGAAGGGGAUAUUCCCAAGCUAGAUCUACAGAGCAGUAUGAAGGAUGUGCCAAAAAAGAUGGAUGAUAAAAGCCCGAGAAAGCAGAAAAGAAAUUCCCAUAGUCAUACCAAAUGUUCCUUUAACAAGGCUGCUGUGGUGGGGAAAAAUACAUCGCCCCAAAAGAGCAGCAAUAUGGCUACUACUCAGAAUGAUUCCGCACACCCAGAUGUUCCUGUGAUCAUGGCAAACCAAUCUGAUACUGCAGCUGAAGAAAGGAAACUGCCAGAAGAAAGAAGUAAAAGGAAAGAAAAAAGGAAGAACAAAGCAAUCUUCCAAGGAGAAAGUACCCAGAGUUCAAAACCUGGCUUUACCCGGUUAUUAGAUAAGCUGGAAGAAGAAUCUAUAGACCAUCAGGGUCUGUCAAGGAUCAGCCACAGUGAUCCCAAUGUUGUUUUCCAAAUAAAUACUACUGAUUCAGCAAGUAAGGAAAGUGGCAGCACUGAUGUACAAAAGAGCACAAUCAUAAGUGAAUACACAAGUCCUGCUAUCAGGAAGAGGAAAGACCUUGAAGAGGAAGACGUUCCAGAGAAGGAGGCUCUAUAUAACAGCUCUUCACGGACGGACCAACCUGAGCUGUUUUACUUCAUUAUUUUCCUCUGGGUACUGGUUUAUUGCUUAUUACUCCUUCCACAGCUUGUUAGCAGCCCCCUCUGAUCUCUGUGAAUGCAUCAGAGUAAUAAAAGCAGCUCAAAGUUUA
This is a messenger RNA of Python bivittatus (Burmese python), 3180 nucleotides long. RefSeq names its product calmin (gene CLMN). The record is from RefSeq and is a predicted model, not a curated record. NCBI's taxonomy places the organism in Eukaryota, Metazoa, Chordata, Lepidosauria, Squamata, Pythonidae. Gene Ontology annotation, biological process: nuclear migration. Gene Ontology annotation, molecular function: actin filament binding. Gene Ontology annotation, cellular component: nuclear outer membrane; meiotic nuclear membrane microtubule tethering complex; cytoplasm.